Messenger RNA from Osmerus eperlanus (European smelt), 4005 nucleotides. It is a transcript of the gene slc17a6b, whose product is annotated as solute carrier family 17 member 6b. The coding region runs from base 458 to 2200 and encodes 580 amino acids. Gene Ontology annotation, molecular function: L-glutamate transmembrane transporter activity; neurotransmitter transmembrane transporter activity. Gene Ontology annotation, biological process: regulation of synapse structure or activity; transmembrane transport; neurotransmitter loading into synaptic vesicle. The record is from RefSeq and is a predicted model, not a curated record. Gene Ontology annotation, cellular component: excitatory synapse; synaptic vesicle membrane. NCBI's taxonomy places the organism in Eukaryota, Metazoa, Chordata, Actinopteri, Osmeriformes, Osmeridae. The transcript is spliced from 12 exons.
CUGGUGCUCUCCACGAGACGUGAGCGCUCAGCUCCGCGAUUUAUUGAAGCAACUCCACAAACCGCUGGUCUCCGGUUCAAGCGGUUGUUUUUUGUUUGUCAUUGUUUCGAGAAAAGAAAAGAAGAAUCUGUUAAUAGGCUACUAGUGUGUUUUGUUUUGUUCGCAGAGCAUAUCUGAUAGUUUCCAUUGCCAUGGCAGAGCGUAUUCUUACAGUACACGAGGAGAGCGAUGGCUUUAUACUUCUGAAUAGGGAGUCAGAGCACAUCUGAUUUCUCUCGCAUAUCGGCUUGGCGUUUUUACAGACGUCGGCGUUUGUAAAUUGUCGCUUUUUCAUUCAAAACAAAUCUGAGAUAAAUAACAGUGUUCGAAACACUGGUUCGUUCCGUCAACAUAGCACCGUAACAUGAUGUAUAAACAUUAGAAAAUAUAUAUUUAGGGGAAAAAAUCAAAUUUGGAUAUGGAGUCCGUCAAGAUGAGAGCUACCGCGGGCGUGAAGGAAUUUGCGGGAAAGACUUUGGGGCAUAUGUACAGGGUUAUGGAGAAACGGCAGAAACCCGGUGAGGUGAUUGAACUGACCGAAGACGGCCGACCCUCUGAGGCCGCCGUGAAAAAGCCACCCCUGUGCGACUGCACGUGCUUUGGGCUGCCCCGCCGUUAUAUCAUUGCCAUCAUGAGUGGACUCGGUUUCUGCAUCUCGUUCGGGAUCCGGUGUAAUCUAGGCGUGGCCAUUGUGGGCAUGGUCAACAACAGCACGAUACACCAGAAUGGGAAGAUCAUCAUCAAAGAGAAAGCCAAGUUUAACUGGGACCCGGAAACAGUUGGGAUGAUCCACGGCUCGUUCUUUUGGGGGUACAUAGUGACGCAGAUUCCAGGAGGAUGGAUCUGCUCGAGACUGGCAGCGAACAGGGUUUUCGGGGCUGCCAUCCUCCUCACCUCCACUCUCAACAUGUUCAUUCCCUCUGCUGCGCGGUUCCACUACGGCUGUGUCAUCUUCGUGAGGAUAUUGCAAGGUCUAGUGGAGGGUGUCACUUACCCAGCAUGCCACGGCAUAUGGAGUAAGUGGGCUCCUCCACUGGAAAGGAGUCGUCUGGCAACCACUUCCUUCUGUGGGUCGUAUGCUGGAGCUGUCAUAGCCAUGCCUCUGGCUGGUAUUCUCGUGCAGUACUCAGGAUGGUCCUCCGUGUUUUAUAUCUAUGGCUGCUUUGGGAUCCUGUGGUACAUGUUCUGGAUCUUAGUGUCCUACGAGAGUCCUGCUGACCACCCUACCAUCACAGACGAGGAGCGCUGCUACAUCGAGGAGAGCAUUGGAGAGAGUGCCAAGCUCAUGGGACCGUCCGAGAAAUUCAAGACCCCCUGGAAGAAGUUCUUCACCUCCAUGCCUGUCUAUGCAAUCAUCGUGGCCAAUUUCUGCAGGAGCUGGACCUUCUACCUGCUGCUCAUCAGCCAGCCGGCCUACUUCGAGGAGGUGUUUGGGUUUGAGAUUAGCAAGGUCGGCAUGCUGUCUGCCCUGCCUCACCUGGUGAUGACCAUCAUAGUGCCCAUUGGUGGUCAGCUGGCUGACUACCUCCGCACAAGGAACAUUCUGUCCACCACCACCGUAAGGAAGAUCAUGAACUGUGGAGGGUUUGGCAUGGAGGCCACGUUGCUGUUGGUGGUAGGAUAUUCCCACAGUAAAGGUGUAGCCAUCUCCUUCCUGGUCCUAGCUGUGGGCUUCAGUGGGUUUGCUAUAUCAGGGUUUAAUGUCAAUCACUUGGACAUCGCUCCACGCUAUGCCAGUAUCCUAAUGGGCAUAUCCAACGGGGUGGGCACAUUGUCUGGCAUGGUGUGUCCUCUGAUUGUGGGUGCCAUGACAAAGAACAAGACUCGAGAGGAGUGGCAGUACGUGUUCCUCAUCGCCUCCAUGGUGCACUACGGGGGUGUGAUCUUCUACGGCCUGUUCGCCUCAGGGGACAAGCAGCCAUGGGCCGACCCGGAGCUCACCAGCGACGAGAAGUGCGGCUUCAUCGACGAGGACGAGCUGGCGGAGGAGACGGGUGACAUCACCCAGAGCUACGGAGCCCUGGGAGGACCAGCCAAGACGUACGGAGCCACGACUCAGGUCAACGGGGGCUGGGCCGACAGCUGGGAGAAGAAGGAGGAGUACGUCCAGGAGGAGGCGGGUGCCGGAGGGUACGGGUACAAGCAGGAGGACUACUCCUAGAGCAGAGGGCCAUCCACUCACACUCCAGCCCAUGGGUAGACUUAUUUUGGAGUGUUUGCGAGUUUAGAAUUCUAAGCAGAAACAAAAAAAAAGAUAACGAUCCAUUGUUGUAUGUUUGCACAAAUUCAAAAAUCGUUAUUUAAAAAAGAUCAACUUUAAAAUAGAAAUUUAAUGUAAAACUGCUAAAGAGAACAAAUAAAAAUACAAUAGUGAUGUAACACAUAUCAGAUUGGCGAGUUGUAAAUGUAAUAUGAAUAUAAAUUCUAGAUAUAUUUAUUUGGAGUGCAAUCUUGUGUACCAGUGUGAACCAUUCCCCCCUGAGUGAGCUACCAGUCGAAGCUUGCAGGGUCACCAUAGUUACAGUUUGACAUAUUUCCUGGACAAUCCUUUCCUGUACUCUCAGAAAACAAAAAGCGUGACUAAGAUAAGAUGGGUUCUUUUGUGGCGUGGGAGAACCCCCUUGAUCUCGUUUAACAAUGUAAGGUUCCAACAGGAACAUAUAAGUUAGUUGUUUAGAGGGUUCCCCCACAUAGAUGCCCUGAGAACCCUGUUAGAGCCGCUUGUUUUUGAGAGUGCGUCCUGACUCCAGUGCCAUGGCCCCUCCUCCAGAGCCAGUGGUUGUCGUGGGGAACAGUCUGUCACUGCAGGUCAUGUGACCCAGGACAGCGCUCACAUCCUGGCGGAGGUCAUAUGUCUCCCUAAAGCACUGGUGCGGAUGUUUCUUUACCAUGCCCGAUAUGUUUUUAUUUUUCUUAUCAGCGUUUGUAAAUCUGUGUUUCUUAACAUAUAUGGCUAGGUGCAGAGAAAAAGAAAGAAUAAGAUGAGGAGAAGGAUUUGAUGACAUUCAUUACUUGCAAUACUCAGCAGUAGAGUCAUAAUGUCCUUCUUCCAUGGUCAUUGUGUAUAGACAGGCCAUUUAAAGUCAAGUGUUACCAAUGCAUUGUUGAAACCUUUUGUUUUUAUACAUGUAUGUUUUUUCAGAGGUGACAAAAGAUGAAACAAUGCAAAACGGUUCAAAAGUACAAAGAAAAAUGGUUGUACUCAGUCUGGCUUAAUGGAAAACAUGUCAAACUCAAAUGUAAACUAAUGUGGAGAGGGUUCAGUGUAGUAUAUGUGUCUAAAAACAAGUCUAAAUAGAUUAUAUUCAAAAGAGAGAUUAAGUCAAUACAGAGUUAAUACAACAUAUAAUAAAAUGUCAAUGCAGAGAAUGGAAUAAAUAACGAAUUUGAUCGAUGUUGCCAGUUGAUGAAAACUAAUUGGUGAAGUGGUUGAAUUUAAUCAACUUUAUGCCUCUUUUAAAUUGUAUUUGAAUGCUUUUGAACAUUAGAUGUGUAAAAAAAAGUCCAUGACAUGACAGCUAAUGCUGCCAGCAUCACUUCAGAAAUGUUUACCUUUCCAGAGAAAGCAGGUUGACCAAUGAAAAUUGCUGAUCAAGAUAAACAAGAUCAGCAUAAAGAAAGUAACUAGUCAGUGUAACUUUCAUGGACCUUGUAUGAAUAUUCCAAAAGUGUGUCAUUCCUUACUUUCUUACCUCUUUUGAGGUCAUCUCUGAUCUAACAGGAUUGGGUGAAUAAGUGAGCCUGCCUACGUUGCUCCAACCAAUACGGUAACAUCAGAUCAGUGAUGUCACAGCUGAACAGAGGAAGGAAGCUUUAAAAGUAUUCGAACAGGGCCCAGUGUUUUAGAGUUCUGUCAGAAGCACAAGUAGACACAGGGACCCAGCCUGUCCUCUCACUAACUGUCAGCGGAAACCUCAAUUGAGCACUUAACUAUCUAAAGUAGAUCUGUGUGUGUGUGUGUGUGUG